AUGCCGACACUUUUCCCUUCAAAUCCAUCGGAAACGAUGGUGAUUCGCGACAUCACUCCGAACAUGGUGACCAUGAGUCUGCCAUUUGCACGUUUCGGUCUCGUUCGCUUCGGUGGUCGCGGAACACUAGUCAGACUUGCCUCGGGCUCUCUAGCCGUCUUCUCGCCGGUCACACUCACCCCAGAAGUUCGAGCCAAGAUCGACUCCCUUGGUGGGAACGUCAAGUACAUCGCCGCUCCCGAUCUCCAACAUCACCUUCACGUGGGCCCGUGGAAGGAAGCCUUCCCACAAGCAUCCAUUCUCGCCCCAGAGGGUCUCUAUGAGAAGCGUCAGAAAAGCAACUACAAUGAUGCUCCCUUUGAGCAUGUCUACCGCAAAGACAAGCCUCAGUCAAUAUCCGAGGAAUUCGAUGCCGAGUUUGAAUGCGAAUACGUGCACGGACAUGGAUCACGCGAGCUGGUCUUCUUCCACCGUCCCACCCGAACCGUCAUUGAGGCCGACCUGCUGUUCAAUAUGCCUGCCAAGGAACAGUAUUCGCGAUCACCCGAGGGUAAAUCGAUCAAUUUCUUGACCAAGUUGGCGAUACCGGUUAUGAACACCGAGGGCUCGGCCACGGGUCAGCGACGGUUUGCGUGGUAUCUGCUGGCGGCGAAGGAUCGGCCUGCGUUUACCGAGUCGAUGAAGCGUAUCAACACAUGGGACUUUGAUCGAUUGAUCCCGUGUCAUGGAGAUGUGAUCGAGACCGGGGGCAAGGGUGUAUUCCAGAAAGUGAUGGCAUGGUUCUUGGAGGAUGGGAAGAAGCGCUCCUAG
This is a messenger RNA of Penicillium diatomitis, 810 nucleotides long. RefSeq lists its product as uncharacterized. NCBI's taxonomy places the organism in Eukaryota, Fungi, Ascomycota, Eurotiomycetes, Eurotiales, Aspergillaceae. The record is from RefSeq and is a predicted model, not a curated record. The transcript is spliced from 2 exons. Bases 1 to 810 code for a protein of 269 amino acids.